AUGUUGACCUGCUGCUUUUGCAAUGCCGAACUCAGUUCAGAUGACGAGAUCCCCCAACACAUGCACUCUCACUGCAGCCCCGACUCCAGCCCAUUGACUGUCACCAUUUUUUAUGAGCACCUCCAGCUUCAAGAUUUUGGAAACAAGGGCUGGAGAUGUCCACAAAUGUCCUACAACUUUAUGGGGUUUUCGCUGGAAAUGUCGAAACACUUGGCAGAGCACUAUGCCAGUCCAGACUGUACCAUGUUCCCCAAAAAACUGUCUCACAGCCAGUCCUCACAGAUCAAGGACAUUUUCACAGAGAGAGGAAAUACCAGUACCUCGCUACUCACCAAAGAACAAAAGUGGGCUGCUUGUGAUGAGGUUACUAAUCCCGCACACACCAAGAAAAUAUGCAGUGUUCAGGGACAGCAGCUUCCCAUGAAGCCUUCAAGCUCAGGAAGUGGUGACAGGCACAGUAAAGGCAAAGAUUCUAUCAUGGCACGAUUGCGACAGUCUAGUAACGAUAGCCCCACUCCCCAUUCCGGCUCCUCAACCAUGCCCUUCGAUUUCAUAGGCCGUCAAAGGUUCACUAACACUCAAUCAAUGGGUGCCCCCCACCCUCCUGCUUCUCUGCCUUCCUUGCAUGAAUGGGAGAAAGACAAAGUGGGAGAGCUGACCAGAUACAACAGCGCCUCUUUGCAGUUGACUCUCAGAUGCUCGGCCAUGCAGGAAAAGGUGACGAAGACAGUGCAGGUGACACAGCAUGACCUGGGUGUGGUGUGGAUGACAAAGCCAGCAAACCACAUGAAAGAGGUCGAGUUCAUGGUCAAGGAGAUUGAGCAUGUCAUUCUCGUGAGAAAGAGAACUGAGUACAAUGACUUGUACAGGGCGACGUGGAGAAAAAAGGGCAGCGAUCGCAUUGCGCUGGUAUGCACCAUGUGUGGCAUGCCGAAGAGCUCAUGGGAGGUGACCAAUCACUACAUGAAGAAGAGCAGUCAGCACGAUGUGUGCAGAGAUGACAAGGCCCAGAGCUGGUACAUGGAGUUGGGGUACAUCAUCUUCCGCGUCCCACAUUUCAAACAAGAGGUCUUUCGAGCAUUGGGGUUGCCCAUCACAGAAUUCGCUGACAUCACAGAGUGGGCAACAUACCUGAAGAAAACGACAACGCGUGUAUUGAACGAUUACCCCACUGACCAAAACUGCUCCAACUUGAUUGACGCCAUCUUCGCGUUCAAGACGCUCUUCAUGGACGAUAACAGGAUUGACCAUAGCAUGAUGAAGCUCAGCCAAGCCGUGGAGGAAUACACUCGUGCAUUUACAUUGUCAUUGCUGAUAGGACACGCCUGA
Messenger RNA from Laetiporus sulphureus 93-53, 1329 nucleotides. RefSeq lists its product as uncharacterized. Bases 1 to 1329 code for a protein of 442 amino acids. The record is from RefSeq and is a predicted model, not a curated record. The transcript has 6 exons. NCBI's taxonomy places the organism in Eukaryota, Fungi, Basidiomycota, Agaricomycetes, Polyporales, Laetiporaceae.